Molecule: messenger RNA, 333 nt
Organism: Rangifer tarandus platyrhynchus (Svalbard reindeer)
Lineage: Eukaryota; Metazoa; Chordata; Mammalia; Artiodactyla; Cervidae
Source: the annotation of a GenBank genome assembly
AUGUUGGGGGAAGGUGGCAGCCGCCCUCUGCUGUGGGGGGCUCCAGCCGUCCCCAUGUGGCCAGGCAGUGUGUGUGUGGAGGAGCGUGUGAGUGCGUGGGUGUGUGCCCUUGACUCCCCAGUGACCCCGUCCAGGAAUCUGUCUCCACCCGCCCCUACUUCUGAAGCCACGCCCCCUCCAGGACCGGGUGGGCCAGAGGGGAGGGCAGGCCUGAGGACCAGUAUGGAGCCCGGGAGCAUCUUCUUCUGGGGGGCACCAGGAGCUGCCCCUCCCGUCUUCCCCGGGCCUAGCCUGCCCUCCGGGCCUCUGCUUAAGGCUCCUGACCACACUUAG